UCCUUCACUGAUGUGCGUUGAUGAGGCAGCACUGCUGGUGGCACUGACUGGCAGCACUGGUGGGUGGCACUGGUGGGCAGCACUGCUGGGUGGGCACAGGUGGGUGGCACUGGUGGGCACAGGUGGGUGGGCACUGCUGGGCACAGGUGGGCGGAACUUGCGGGUGGCACUGCUGGGCACCGAUCAUCAGGGCACUGAUCAUCAGUGCCCUGAUGAUCGGUGCCGAUCCCCGCUCUGACAACUGCCGGUUCUCGGCAGUACUUUCCUCACGAUCUGACAGCGUGAGGAAAGUGCAGCCGAGAACAGGCACUUGCAU
Molecule: messenger RNA, 316 nt
Organism: Staurois parvus
Lineage: Eukaryota; Metazoa; Chordata; Amphibia; Anura; Ranidae
Source: the annotation of a GenBank genome assembly